Messenger RNA from Eublepharis macularius, 1160 nucleotides. It is a transcript of the gene FKBP7, whose product is annotated as FKBP prolyl isomerase 7. The coding region runs from base 1 to 741 and encodes 246 amino acids. The record is from RefSeq and is a predicted model, not a curated record. Gene Ontology annotation, molecular function: peptidyl-prolyl cis-trans isomerase activity; calcium ion binding. NCBI's taxonomy places the organism in Eukaryota, Metazoa, Chordata, Lepidosauria, Squamata, Eublepharidae. The transcript is spliced from 4 exons.
AUGGCAGUGCCACGCAGCCCCGGGAGCAGCCUUGAUAUGCCCGUCACCCUGCGGCCGGGAGCCGAAGCCAAGAUGCGUCUCGGGGUGGUCGCGCUGUGCCUUUUCCUCCAAGCUUUGGCUCUCCUGACCCCCCAGGCAUGCGGGCAGGAGACGGACGGUGCAGCGGCCGACGAGGUGAAGACCGAAGUCUUGUACGUCCCCGAGCAGUGUCAGCAAAAGAGCAAGAAGGGCGAUCUGCUCAAUGCCCACUACGACGGGUACUUGGCCAGUGAUAAAUCCAAGUUUUAUUGCAGCCGAAGACAAAAUGAUGGCCACCCGAAAUGGUUUGUUCUUGGUGUUGGGCAAGUCAUCAAAGGAUUAGAUAUAGCCAUGAUGAAUAUGUGUCCUGGAGAGAAGCGCAGAGUGAUCAUUCCUCCUUCGUUAGCAUACGGACACCAAGGAUAUGAGCCGGCAAAAAUCCCUCCAAAUGCAACGCUGAUUUUCGAGAUCGAGCUCUAUGCAGUCACGAAAGGACCACGCAGUGUUGAAGCUUUUUCUCAAAUAGAUCUGGACAGUGACAAAAAACUCUCAAGAGAUGAGAUAAAUGAUUACUUGAAGAAAGAAUUUGAAAGGGAUGGCAAGAAGCGUGACCCAUCGGUUCAUGAGAAUAUUUUGGUUGAUAUAUUUAAAAAGAAUGACCAUGAUGGAGAUGGCUUCAUAUCUGCCAAAGAAUACAAUGUCUACCAACAUGAUGAACUAUAACAUCAGUGCUAAGAGAUCUGUUUGUUGCCUUAUGGACAAUAAGGGGCCCCAAUCUAGCAUUUCCUCCUUAGGGGAUGUCUAACUUCCAUGCCCACCAGGGCUUCCCCAUACACUUCAAUGGAGGGGACAGGGCUUCAGUUAUAGCAUUGUCUCUCCAUUGAAAUCAAUACGAAAGUUUGCAGGAGCCUUUAAUGCACAUCGGACUGAAGGUGGAUCGGUGGAUUAGAGAUGGUUAGAGUUGUAGACCAGUGAACAGCUAUGUUCUUUUCUGUCCUGUUGACUUUUCUUCUCUGGGACUUGCGCACAAAGCCUGUGCCUUGGAUUUAUAGCUGAAACAUUCCAAAAUGUGUAUCCCCUUUUAUGUACCUUUUGAUGUGAUUUUUAUGCCUUUUUAUCAAGAUUAAAAUGAGUUACAUUUC